UUUAAAAUUUUUCUGAUGAAGAUUUUCAUGAUAUUUAUGUGAAAAGUUCCAAGACGAAGUAAAUCCUCAUUUUAAAGUAACUUUUACAGAAUCGACGGAUAUUUGGAAGGGUGGCAAAUUAAUAUGAAACAUAAGACACUUAUUGGUUUUGCAAUCAUGCUGGGCAUUUUUUCAAUUCAUUAUUGAGAAACACAACAGCAUGAGCGCUUAGGCCACUAAAAAACACCACUGGUUACAACUGAGAGAAGAAUAAGACACUUUGCCAAAUCUAUAGAACACUGAGACGAAACGUUAUGAUAGAGCAUUUCAUUCUAUUUGCGUCGAACCUAAAGAGUUGAUGUGUUAUUCCACAAAAGAGCAACUGGUAUACAGAAGUUGAACACCUGACUCUUUAAGAAGAAAUCAAAUUUGUUUUGCGUGAAACAACAGAAACAGUAAUUUACUCGAUCACAUUGUGGGAAGAAAACAAAGACAAAAAAAACGACAGAAGAUUACAGCGUGGGAGUUGUGUCGUUUUUUCUUACAAGAAUUGAAUAAAAAUGUCAAGUUUCAAAAAAUUAGAGCACAACUACUCCAUUCAUUGUUGGCAUGUAGAAGUUGAGGUCAACCACAAAACGUUCGGUCACAUGGUUUCCGACGUCACAGUUUGUGCAUUAGACCUCGCCCUAAUGUUCAUAGCUGUCGCAGCAAAUGGGUUAGCUAUUUUUGCAUACCGCAAAACAACAAUACUGCAGACGCCGUCUAAUUUCUUGCUGAUGAUGUUAUCAAUUGUGGACGUAGCUUUAGCAUUGACAGUACAACCACUAUUUUUCAUAUGGAAAAUAAUGGAAAUUCUCGACAGUUUUUCCUGCCCCAUUUACUUAGCCACAUCCCUCUCGAUCAAUUUUCUAGGUGCCAUUUCAUUUCUCAUCACCAGCUUUCUUGUUUCGAUGGAACGUUACUUAUCCGUUUUCCAUCCUCUUAUGCAUCGUAGGAAUGCGAACAAAACUGUUCUUAAACUCGUCUUGCUCGUCAUUUCCAUUGUAUGGCUCGUAUUUCUUUUAGUCACAUUCUUCUUAAAACAUCACACUUUGUAUUAUAUUGUUACUGCAUCUUUGGUCGCUUUGUGUUUGUUGGGAACAAUUGCAUGCUACCGAAGCAUAUUCAAAGAAAUUUCUCAAAGAUGUGGCGAUCGUUCCAUGUCCGUAGACAGCAUCACCGACAACCGACGACCGAGUGGAAGAUUCAAGCGAGAAAAAUCGACCUUGACAAGCAUGAUAUUUAUAGUUGCCGCCAUGACUUUACUCUAUUUUCCAAUAGGUGCCUGUGUGAUGUACGCAACUUUGAUUGGUCGUGAUUGGCUGUACAUGAAUUUCUUCGUACCGUGGGCUUACAUACUUGUGUUCACAAGCAACGCCAUUCAUCCCUUUUUAUAUGGUUGGAAAAACAGGGGAAUGAGACAGUCCAUCAACGGGAUGAUUCGUCACGUGUUUGAAGACACUGACGUUUAGUUAUGUGAGAAAAGGAAAACAUUUACAGAGCAAAACGACCUUAUAAAAAAGUUUUAGUUCAUAAAUUUGUCUUUAAAACUAGAAAUAUGUUGCACAAAUAUCAGUUCUGUGACUCGUUUGUCACAAAACAUAUCGUCAUAGCAACAAAUUAAAUAAAAAUGAUAACAACGGUUAUUUUGAAAAAACGCCAAAACAAAUGUGUUUUUCAAUUGGAUCAUUGAAAAGCUCACAAGUUUAUGUUUGUUUUUUCCAAAUGCACAACAAUCCAUGCUGUAAUUAGAUAAGCACAAAUACAUGUUGGGGCUCUCAUCCUUGUGCAAAAAAUCUCCCACUGAGAUGGUGAAUAGAACAAUUUCAAUCGUGAAUAA
Xenia sp. Carnegie-2017 is the source of this 1858-nucleotide messenger RNA. RefSeq names its product D(3) dopamine receptor-like. The record is from RefSeq and is a predicted model, not a curated record. The transcript has a single exon. Gene Ontology annotation, biological process: G protein-coupled receptor signaling pathway. Gene Ontology annotation, molecular function: G protein-coupled receptor activity. Bases 540 to 1490 code for a protein of 316 amino acids. Gene Ontology annotation, cellular component: membrane. NCBI's taxonomy places the organism in Eukaryota, Metazoa, Cnidaria, Anthozoa, Malacalcyonacea, Xeniidae.